ACUCAAAUUUACAUUUGAGAAAUAUAUGGGGGUUGGUUUGCAAAGAAUACGAAAAUUGAGAGAUUUCUUAGCAAAUUAAUUUAUAUUAAAUAGCAAACGCAGAUCCCUAAUUCCCUUCACCCCUUCUUUCUUCCCUUUUCUUACUUUCUCUAGAUCGAUCUCCUGGACCAUCUCAGCCAUCUCUCACUGUGAGAUUGAAAAUGGAAUCAGUAAGCUACAACACUGUGAGCAUGAACACUGAAAUAGAUCUGACUGUGUCAUCAUACCAGAGGUUCAUCCAAGCUCUACGAACAGAAUUGCGUAGUGGAACCGAGAGCCACGACAUUCCAGUGUUGCGAACAAAAUCCGCUGCGGUCGGAGACAAACAGCUUGUGUAUGUGAAUCUUCACAAUCCAAGUGUCUCCAUCACAUUUGCAAUAGAUGCUCUCAACGCAUAUGUGGUGGCCUAUCAAGUAGAUGGCUCAGAAAAGCGUUGCUACUUCUUCAAAGAAACUCCUCCCAAUUCCAAAGCUUUACUUUUCCCUCAAUGUCCUAAGAAAAAAAGGGCUGAUGUUGAGCUCUCAACUAAUUAUAAUAGCUUGGGAACGGAACUAAGAGAGAAAACUAACUUGGGAUUCAAGCCAUUAAACGAUUCCCUUGAAAAGUUCAAAAGUUUUGAUAGCAACAAGCCUACCGAAGAUCUUCGUAGGAGUCUUCUAAUUGUUAUCCAAAUGGUUUCAGAGGCUGCAAGAUUCAAAUAUAUUCAGCAGAAACUGGAAUUCCAUGGCUUUCAAUCAGAGUUUCCCCCAAAAGGUGAUAUUAUCAGCUAUGAGAAAAAUUGGAGCGCACUUUCCAUAGCAAUCCAGAAAUCUAAUAAAGAUGGAAAAUUUCCAGAAACAAUUACAUUGCAAAAUGAAGACUAUAGUCAACGCAAGGUGUCCACGGUUGCAGAAGUGAAAGACGACAUGAAACUCUUGCUGAAUGUAGCCACAGCCACAGCCAUGGCCGAAUGAUAAUAAAUAUCUGUUGAUGCCCCCAAUAUGGCUGCAACUGCCGUGGAAGCAUCGAAAUACGCGUCCGCCGUGAAACCGAGCGAUGAAGAAGUAGUAGAAGUUGAUUCUGACAAUUCUGAAUAUUCAAUCCCAACCGUUGAUAUCUCCCUUCUCACCUCUCCCGAUCUUCAUCAACGCUCCAAAAUGCUCUCUCACCUCCGCAACGUCUGUCAGCACUGGGGUUUCUUCGUGGUAAUUAUAUACUCCUAACAAGUUUUUAUUGCUUUCAAAACCUAACAAGUUUGACUCAUAUAUGGUGUGCCGGUGUUAAUCAUCAUAUAAAUAUAAAGUUUGAUAUGUUAUCUAGAUAAAUGUUCAAUUUGAUUGAGUUAUUUAUUUGUAGAAACUUAAUUUAAAAUAAAAUUAAGAACUUCUAUUCUACGUUUAGUUGAUAAAUAAAAUAUAAAAAUCACAUAUAUAAUAUAUUAUUAAA
Messenger RNA from Humulus lupulus (European hop), 1464 nucleotides. RefSeq names its product ribosome-inactivating protein gelonin-like. Gene Ontology annotation, biological process: negative regulation of translation. The record is from RefSeq and is a predicted model, not a curated record. Bases 201 to 992 code for a protein of 263 amino acids. Gene Ontology annotation, molecular function: rRNA N-glycosylase activity. The transcript has 2 exons. Lineage: Eukaryota; Viridiplantae; Streptophyta; Magnoliopsida; Rosales; Cannabaceae.